AUGCCUCCGGAUCCAAAAGACGCCCCGUUUCCUAUGAAGCAGCUCAUCAUCAUCGGAAUAUGCCGAUUCUCCGAGCCUCUUGCUUUCAACUCCAUCCUGGCCUACUCGUCAGUAAUGGUCCAGGAUCUUGGCAUUGGUAGGAGAGAUGCCUCUUUGUAUGCCGGUCUGCUGGUUUCCGCCUACGCCAUUGCAGAAGCCCUCACGGCGCCGUUGUGGGGAAUGAUCUCUGAUGUCUACGGUCGCAAGCCCGUUGCCCUCAUUGGCCUGCUCGGCGUCGCCCUUUCCAGCCUCGUUUUUGGUUUUGCCCAGGUGUACUGGGUCGCCCUCCUUGCGCGUUUUGUCGGCGGUGCACUGAACGGAAAUGUCGCAAUCAUGCAAACUAUGGUAGCGGAAAUGGUUAAGAACCCAGCCCACGAGCCCCGCGCAUAUGCUACUCAACCCUUUGUGUGGACCCUGGGUGGCAUCAUCGGUUCGGCAAUGGGUGGUUUUCUGGCACAGCCAGCCGUCUACUACCCCAACGUCUUCGACAAGGAUGGCCUCUUUGGACGCUACCCGUACCUCCUGCCCAACAUGGUUGCAGCCGGUGGAAUAACUCUUGCCAUUAUCCAGGGUAUGCUCUUUUUGGAGGAGACUCUUGUUCGUGAAGAAAAGCCAGAGGGCGAAAACGGCAUUGCGGACCACCACGACUACCAUGACCACCUGGACACGAUCAACGAGACGCCCGCAAACGAGAGGAGUCGUCUUCUUCCGCCCCCAGCAAACCACGUGAACCGCGACCGCGACACUCGAGGCUCAACUGCUGGUUCUAUGCGACACCGUGCCUCCAUUGCCAGCUUUACCCGCGAUCGAUUGGCCUCGAUAUCCGUUUCAGGCAGCAUGCGACACAUUCGAAAACGUGCUUCUUUCCUAGAGGAGGGUAUGCCCAUGCCGUUCGACCAGCGAUUCGAUAUCCGCCGCUCUUCUUUCGGAACCAUGCAUUCGAUUAAAAUCCAGCAGGACGUACUACCCAUCCGCGGCGGACCUACCCCAAAGCCUCGGAAGACGUUCAACCAAACCGUCCUCAUGAUCAUCCUCGCCAUGUCCAUCUUUGCUUUCCAUCAAAUGGCCUUCAUCUCCAUUCUCCCAGUAUACGUUCUCGACCCGCCGACUUCGACAGGCCUGGACUUCAAGGGUGGUCUCGGCAUGGACCUGCACGAUGUGGGUACAUUCCUUACUAUCAACGGAUUCAUCACGCUUUUUGUCCAGGGCUUCAUCUUCCCUAUUUUCGUCGAAUGGGCCGGCGUCUGGAACUCGUUCAUCUGGAUGAUUAUUCUCUACCCGACUACGUAUCUCAUCGUCCCCUUUAUCAGCGCCCUCCCUACGGAAUUUGAGACUGCCGGCAUUUACGUUUCGCUGUUUCUACAGGCCUUCUUUGCCAUCAUCGUAUUCCCUUGCGCUCUGAUUCUCAUGAAGAAUGCGAUUCCUUCGCCGCUCGUCCUCGGCCGCGUCAACGGUCUGGCCAUGUCCGCCUGUUGUUUGGCGAGGACGAUUUCCUCUCCUAUGAUCGGUCUCGUUUACUCGCUCGGAGGCUCUGCCGCAGCUUGGUUUGGUCUCGCUGCUGUAGCCAUCUUUGGUGUGAUGCAGUUGAUCUGGGUGCCCAAGGAGGACGUUGGCGCGGUCCAAAUCGACAACGGCCUCAAAAAGGUCAUGCAUCACGACAUGGACGAAGACGCUGUAGAUGACAUUUCCAUCAUCGAGUCUGUACGAUAA
Molecule: messenger RNA, 1749 nt
Organism: Pyrenophora tritici-repentis Pt-1C-BFP
Lineage: Eukaryota; Fungi; Ascomycota; Dothideomycetes; Pleosporales; Pleosporaceae
Product: AraJ, Arabinose efflux permease
Biological process (GO): transmembrane transport
Molecular function (GO): transmembrane transporter activity
Source: RefSeq, a predicted model, not a curated record